Messenger RNA from Hemisphaericaspora subhashii, 2259 nucleotides. It is a transcript of the gene KAR9, whose product is annotated as Kar9p. Bases 1 to 2259 code for a protein of 752 amino acids. The transcript has a single exon. Gene Ontology annotation, cellular component: spindle pole body; cell cortex; mating projection tip. Gene Ontology annotation, biological process: mitotic spindle orientation checkpoint signaling; establishment of spindle localization; nuclear migration along microtubule. The record is from RefSeq and is a predicted model, not a curated record. NCBI's taxonomy places the organism in Eukaryota, Fungi, Ascomycota, Pichiomycetes, Serinales, Debaryomycetaceae.
AUGAAUAGACGACUGAUCCUACGAAUACCAACAGCAAACCUAUCGGAUCUACUAUCAUCCGCUCCGAAGUUUUCCUUUUUUGACAAGUUAAUUGAUAUCCCGGCACCACCGCCUUCCAGUUCAGCUUCUACAGGAAAUCAUAACAACUACAGCAGCAGCAACAACAACAAUGUUAUGAUGAAGUUGGGACAUCAUGAUAUUUUCAAAAUCAGCAAAAUCGUGGAAGAUAUUCAUUUAUACCUAAUUGACCUUUUACAGAUCUUGCUGAAUGUGUCCCAAGUUGGGAAUAUGCAUGGAUCUAUGAAUCUAGAAUGGUAUUUUGAAGGAAGUGAGCAAGUACUUGAUUUAUUGAGAAAUAUUGAGAGUAUAGAUUCAAUAAUAUCGCAAUUAUUGGCAAUUAUUGAAUCGAAUGAUCAAUUGGAAGUGACAAAUUUAUUAUUAAAGAAAUUUGAAGAAGUUAGUGAUGAUUUAUUGGAAGUUAAGAAAUUCACAAUUGUCUUAAAGAAGAAUUUAGAUAUUGCAAAACAAUAUCACGAAAUAAAUCAAGGGAUUAUUAAAUGCUUAACUCAAGAAAUUGAGGAUUGUAUUAAAUGUAUAUUCAAAUUACGUGAAAUGAAACUAACUAGUCCCAGAAGAGCUCUACCUAAAUUCCAACUAAGUGAAAUCAUAUCGAAAAUGAGAUUAAAUGACAUAUCGGCCACUUCAACGGUAUCAAUACGAUCAAUUAGAUUACCCACAUUUAACGAGACCGAUGAGAAAUUAUACAGCGAAUAUCUUGAAAUCGAAUCAAAGAUAGGACCACUACGAAUAUCACUUCAUGUUGUCCCUAUCAAAAUUGAAGAAUUCAAUACUAUGUGUACAGGAAGAAUAUUUAAUAAAGCCCGAGAAGAAGUUUUGAAUAGUUAUGAAAGGUUAUUACAAAAAUGGAAUCACCUUCAACGAGAAAUGAAAUCUUUAAAACGAGAAAAUCUCGAUAUUAAAUGGAAUGAAAUCUUCCAAUAUUUAAUGAAUGAAAUUAUUAAUAAAUGUGAUUGGAUAAUCGAAGAAUUAUCACCCUCAAAAAGUUCAGCAUCUUCAGCUUCAUCCACAUCAACUAAUUCAUCUUCCAUAACAGACGAAGUAGGAGUCGCCUAUAAAUUAUGUUCAAAUUCAAUCACGCUCAUAAACAAAGCCUUCAAAGAAGACGUCAUCUCCGAUCGGAGCUUAUUAGAUCUAUUCAAUGACGAACUCUUACCUAAAUGGGAAGACGUCAAUGAACUAAUAGGACAAGCCAGAGGUUCAUCAUUUGCAGGCGCCACCCCGGCAUCAGUAGCGCUUAUGAAAUCGCCCAUAGCUUCAACCGGAUUGAAGCUGUUCCGUACCGUCUCGAGGAAUUCCGUGGAUUUGACACUGGCGCAGCUAUAUCUGCAACCACAGCCGCAACUGCAACGUGAAAGUAAGUUGUUCAAGAAUGGAUUAGGGAUAGAUUUUGGGGUGGAUGUCGAAUCGAUAAAAUUCCCAUUUAGUGUUGAGAAAAAGGAUAGAGUUAAGGAACUUGGACUGAUUAGAUCUUCGGGUGGGAAAAGUGUACGAAAUUCAUUGUUGAAUGUAUUUGAUGAUAUUGCAUCGGAGUUGGAGGAGAUUUCAUUUGAUGAUUCUUUACGAAUGGCAGGUUAUGGUAACGGUAACGGCAAUGGCGGCAAUGGCGGUAGUGCAGGUGCCGGUACACGAGAUGUUAUGAAGUCUGAACAAAAGAGGGUUUCGUUUGAUUUACAGACAUAUCUCAAACUUGUCCUAAGUUCAAGUGGGAAUUUUGAUUCUAGAAUUCCGGAGAUCUUUCCUAAUUAUAUCCAAUCGGGUUAUCCCAAGAUUGAGAAAAAGGUUGGUGGGAUCUAUGGAGCAAGUGGUAUUCCUGAAAUCAAUCCAACUCAUCCAGUAUUCCAAUCUCCAAUAAAGAAGACCUUCCCGAGCUUUUUGGCGACAGAUAAUGAAUCUACUUAUUCAUCUGAAAAGACUCACGUUGAUCUUACUCCGCCAAUGUCCAACCAGGCAUUUCUUUCAAGCUUAUCAUUAAGUAAUUCAUCAUUAGGUCUGAUGGCAGCGCGACCGGCAUCGUCACUUUUGAAUGAGACUCAGACUCCAAAUUUGUUGUUUGGAAGAAAAUUGAAUUAUAAUAGUACAUCUCCUGAACGACCAUUGUCAUCAUUAGGAUCGAGAUAUGAUGAUGAACAUUUGUUGCAAUCGAAAUCUGGUCCUAUACGACGGCCCUCCUGGAAGUGA